UUUAGUCCCUGGGUCGGUCUGUCCUGCGGGGAGUAAUUCCUGUCCACCCUUAAGCACUCAGCCAGCCUGCCGCGCAUCUGCCCUUCUCUCCAGACUCCGCCCCGCAUCUGUGCGGAACCGCCUCGCGUCUGAGCUGACCCAGUGCGCGUCUGCCAGUCAGUCCCUCCGGACCCGCCGCGAGUCUCGGGCUGCCGAAAUCACCGCGCGUCACUCGCCUCAACAGUGAUUCUGAGUCUGCUUUUAGCUUCCUUCGCCUUGGCUUUUUUUCUGUUUGUGAACAGCUGCUUGGCCCAUAGCUUAGGAAAAGCAGCCUUUUUUUUUUUUUUUUUUUUUUUUUUUUUUUAACUCUCCUGAGAGAGCCUCCUUCCUGUGCUCAGAGAGAUGGGGAGUGGGGAGCCUAAUCCUGCUGGCAAGAAAAAGAAGUACCUCAAGGCUGCCCUGUAUGUGGGUGACUUGGCCCCAGAUGUCACGGAGGACAUGUUAUAUAAAAAGUUCAGGCCUGCUGGCCCUCUGCGCUUCACCCGCAUCUGCCGUGACCCGGUGACCCGCAGCCCCUUGGGCUAUGGCUAUGUUAACUUCCGAUUCCCUGCAGAUGCUGAGUGGGCCCUGAACACCAUGAAUUUUGAUUUGAUUAACGGCAAACCAUUCCGCCUAAUGUGGUCUCAGCCAGAUGACCGCUUAAGAAAGUCUGGAGUCGGAAAUAUAUUCAUCAAAAACCUGGACAAAUCCAUAGACAACAGGGCCCUUUUUUAUUUAUUUUCCGCAUUUGGGAACAUUCUCUCUUGCAAAGUCGUGUGCGAUGACAACGGCUCCAAGGGUUAUGCCUAUGUGCACUUUGACAGCCUGGCCGCUGCCAACAGGGCCAUCUGGCACAUGAACGGAGUGCGGCUCAACAACCGCCAGGUAUACGUUGGCAGAUUCAAAUUUCCGGAAGAGCGGGCAGCUGAAGUUAGAACUAGGGAUAGGGCAACUUUCACCAAUGUUUUUGUUAAAAACUUUGGCGAGGACAUGGAUGACGACAAACUGAAGGAAAUCUUCAGUGAGUAUGGGCCAACCGAGAGUGUUAAGGUAAUUAGAGAUGCCAGUGGGAAAUCAAAAGGCUUUGGAUUUGUGAGGUAUGAGACACAUGAGGCUGCCCAAAAGGCUGUGUUAGACCUACAUGGAAAGUCCAUUGAUGGUAAAGUCUUGUAUGUGGGGCGAGCGCAGAAGAAAAUUGAACGUCUGGCCGAGUUAAGGCGAAGGUUUGAGCGUCUGAGAUUAAAAGAAAAGAGUCGGCCUCCGGGGGUACCUAUCUAUAUUAAGAACCUGGAUGAGACCAUCGAUGAUGAAAAACUGAAGGAGCAAUUUUCUUCCUUUGGGUCAAUUACCCGGGCCAAAGUGAUGGUGGAAGUGGGGCAAGGCAAAGGGUUUGGUGUCGUCUGUUUCUCCUCUUUUGAAGAGGCCACCAAAGCAGUAGAUGAGAUGAAUGGUCGUGUAGUGGGCUCCAAGCCCCUGCAUGUCACCCUGGGCCAGGCCAGGCGCAGGUGGUGAGACACGAAGAAUGCUCAGUUUGUCUCAGCCUUAAGCUGGUGCCUACUUAGUUUGGGCUACUUUGUGAUAAGAGCUUAUUUUAUGCCAAUUCACAGGUUUGUUUGGUUUUUUUAUUAAGUGAAUACUUUCUUUUGAAAAAAAAAGUGAAAGGAACUAGAAAACCUUGUUCAUUUUAGUGAAGAACAUAAUUUCUAAUUGUAAAACUGUCACUUUGUACUAUUUUCGAUAUAAUAUCCUUAGGACUAUGUAGAAUAAAGUUUAUCCUCCCCCCCCUUUUUUUUUUCUAAACCAAUCAAGGUGAAGUAAUAGAGUAUAUUUCCUUCCUUAUUUCAAUAAUACUACUAAAUUUACUUUCUUCAAUGACAAUAUCCUCAAAAUGGUUCUUACUUCUGAAUCUACACAGUGAAAACUUCUAUCUUACUUUUUAAGAAAUCAGUAGAGCAGGGGAAAGUGUAUAUGAUCCAGUAAAUAUUUGUGUAUAAUAUCACUUUAAAUUAUUAUUUAAAAUGAAAAUUCUUUUUGAAAGAUGUGAGCUUGCUUUCUUCCUUUUAUUUAUUUAUAUAUUAUUUCUUUCUUUAAUAUAUUGUGGGCAUACCAUAGACUUGAUAGUGGCUUUGACCAAGUGUUGAGAGUUUUCUUUAUUAAUUUCAUGCCCAGAGAAAUAAGCAUAUUGGUGUUUCCUCAGUGAGUACCUUAGAAAAUGAACACUUUAGGCAUUGGUUAGUUAGAUUCCAAGUUUCAUUAAAAACCUUUCCUGAGAGGUUUGAUAUUUGAAGACAGUCUAACGAGAAGUCUUAAGACAGUCUAAGGAGAAGUCUUAUCUCUCAUUUUGCUAAGCUCCUUAGUAGCUAUACUUGUAUCGCGUUUAACAAGAAUGGUGAAUAACAGCACUGAAUUGCUUUUGUUUAUAGAUAACUUCAGUAUUACCUUCAGCCUUUGUUAAGUGUCAAUAAGGGUCAAUAUAAAAGGAAAAUAAUCCAUGUAAUUAUGUUGAAAACUACUUUUGAAGUACAUCUUCUAUUAAACUUGUCAUUAUAUAUUGUAAAUUGUUGAAUAUAUCCAUGAGAUAAUAUUCACAGUUGUUUCAAAAUUAAAGAAAAGCUUGCCUCUCUUGAUUAAAUCACAUACCUGCAUCUAUCAUAUGAGAGCUAUUAAUCCAUUAUGGUUCUUUUUUGUCCAACUGCUUGGAAUUUGUGACAAAAUGUUCUAUAUUGCAGUUGUGUUAUUUAUCCUGUAAUUUGUACAUUACAGAUUUUCCGUAUUCCACUUCCCCCUUCUCCACACCCACCACCUUCCAUCCAUAUUACAUUUACUUUUAUGUUUUCUUUGGGUUGCUUUUCUUUUUAUAUAUAUGCCAUUCAAAUCCAUUUUGGAAUUAGAGAAAUAAAUGCCCACUUUAUGUAAAAUUUAAAUAAUUAUUUUUUAAAAAAUAGGAUUCACUCAUACCACAGAUACAAGCAUAAGAAAACGUUUUGCCUCUAUCUCAGUGUUUAUUAUUUUAUAUAGAAAUCUUUGGUUUCAUACAUAAUACAAUAUAAAUAUACAAUUUUGUUAACACUUUUAUUGGCUACUUGCCCAUAAAAUGAUGAGAAUAAAUCAUCCCUAUGUAUUGUUUAUCUACAAAUUGCUUGUAUAUUCAUUAUCAAAUAUUUCAGAUGCUUUUAUUGAUUAUAAACAUAAUACAUACUCCUUGUAAAAAAAAGUACACAAUGCAGAAAUUUAUAAAGAAGGAAGUAAAAUUCCCAGAGUUCAGAAAUAACCACUAUUAAUUUUUUAAUUGUGUGCAUUAGUAUUUUAAGUGCGUACAUAUCCUUCCAUGCUUUUUUUCCCAUGUAUACACACACUGUUUUACAGACAAAAAGAAACAUACUAUAUGUACUGUUAAUAUUUUUUAUUUUAAACUAAAACAUAAUAAUCUUUUCAUGUCAAUAAAUACCAAUCUGUACCAUAAACUAGUGACUGCAUAGUAUUCCAUUGUGUGGAUGUACUAUCACUUAUCUAAGUAGUUCAUUAUUGAAUGAGAUUUAUAUGUUUUUCAAUGUUUUCUACAUUCGUAAACAAUGCUGUGAUGAACAUCCUUGCUUAAAACAGUAUGAGUUAUAUAAGCUUAAUAAAAAAUAUCUAUGGCAUGUAAAAGCUUAAAUCUACUAGAAAAAUAAAAAUACACA
Molecule: messenger RNA, 3698 nt
Organism: Sus scrofa (pig)
Lineage: Eukaryota; Metazoa; Chordata; Mammalia; Artiodactyla; Suidae
Gene: PABPC5
Product: poly(A) binding protein cytoplasmic 5
Molecular function (GO): RNA binding
Source: RefSeq, a predicted model, not a curated record